Diospyros lotus (date-plum) is the source of this 867-nucleotide messenger RNA. RefSeq lists its product as uncharacterized. The transcript has 3 exons. Gene Ontology annotation, cellular component: vesicle; extracellular region. NCBI's taxonomy places the organism in Eukaryota, Viridiplantae, Streptophyta, Magnoliopsida, Ericales, Ebenaceae. Gene Ontology annotation, biological process: regulation of double fertilization forming a zygote and endosperm; regulation of protein localization to cell surface; double fertilization forming a zygote and endosperm. The record is from RefSeq and is a predicted model, not a curated record. Bases 1 to 762 code for a protein of 253 amino acids.
AUGGCUCGAGUCAGCACCAUAUGUUCCGUUGCUCUGAUUGUCAACUGUGUUUCCCUGCUUCUAUCACCAGCCUUGGCAGAGCCCUUGCUAGGUCUAGGGCUUGGAGUGGCCGGAGGAGCUGGGCUUGGUGGAGGAGACUGUUUGGCUUCUAUUAAGGGGUUUCAAGCCUGCGUCCAAGAGGCCACGUCCUUUAUCCCGAGCUCUCAGAUUCGACUGGUAGGGCCUAAAUGUUGCAGAGCCUUGGUUGACGCGAAUGACAAGUGUUGGCCGAAGGCCUUGCCUUUGAACCCUUUCUUCCCACUUUUGUUUAGGAUCUACUGCAACAACCUGCUGCGUUUAGCGCAAUCUCCACCACGACACAAGGAGGGAAUGCUGCGAACCCAGAAUUUGUUAGUCAGCAGAGACACAGAACGAAAGAGAAAUCCUCCUCAGAAGCCACAUCCAAUAUUGUUUAGGCCUGUCAACGGAUUGGAACCCUUGCUGGGUUCAGGGCUUGAAGUGGCGGGAGGAGAUGGAGGGUUUGGUGGAAGUGACUGCUUAGCUUCCAUUAAGGGGCUUCAAGCUUGCCUUCAAGAGGCCGUCCCCUCUAUCCCGACCUCUCAGAUUCAACUGGUUGGGCCCAAAUGUUGCAGAGCCUUCAUUGACGCGAAUAACAAGUGUUGGCCCAAGGCCUUGCCUUUGAACCCCUUCUUCCCACUUAUGGUGAGGAUCUACUGCACCCCCCAGCUGCAUUUAGAGUCAUCUCCACCUCGACACAGAUGAUCGUAUCAUGGCGGUUGGACUAUCUUUUGGUGGGUAAAAUAAAAGUGGUUAUGAACGAGAAAUUUCUUUUUUUUUUUUCUGAAAAAAAAGGAAAAAAAGAAAUGA